UUUCAGGUAGAGCUGCAUGUUCAUCUUGAUGGAGCCAUUAGGAUACAGACCAUAAUCGAUUUGGCAAAGUAAUGCACUUAUGGUCACCCUUGCAGAGGUCCUUGCUUGGGCACAGUUUGCCUGCUAGGGGACUGGCUAUUUACAGAAUAAUAUAAUUGCUCUGAUGAUUAUAGAAAUGCGUGUGCUUUGAUUGGUAAAAGAUUGCAUAAUAUCUUGCUAUAAUCACUUAGCACAAGGUGGUUGUAACUGAAGCACUCAAUUUCAAAAUGGUUGCCUAGUAUUUUGUCAAUAUUACUAAGGAAGUGAUAAACACAAUAUCAGAAAAUACAAUUCUGAAGGCGCAAAACAUGCUGCUAAGUUUGGCGUAACCCUUUGAAAAAAAAAGAUAUGAAGUUUUUGCUGAAGGGGGGAGGGGUGGCCUGAUGUCAUAGGGUAUUUGAAGGUUUGCUUUUCACAAGACAUGGCUAGAUUUAUUUGUGGCAAUUCACAGUUAGGAGUGAAAAGAUUAAUGGGAAAGUAUUAGAUCCACAAGUGAAUAUUUUACUUAUUUGGUUGUAAUUACAGGAAGAAGCAAUAUCAGCUACCUUCUUUUGAUGAGAGUUGUUUAAAGGACUAUGUGUCCAUUAGUCUAAAUAAACCAUCAACUUUGGCAGGUUUUUUGGAAUGUUUCAAAAUUUUUUACCCUCUUAUUCGGUGAGUACCACAAACUCAACCCACCAUUACCAGAACUUAACUUUAAACUUUGAUCAUUUUUACACACCCCCACCAAUUGUUAAACCAGCCACUGGAUGUAUGGCUGAAGGUCCCAUUCAUAAGGGAAGUUUGGAGGCAUGCUUUGCCCUUCCCCCACCCCUAGGAAAUGUUGAGAACUUUAAGUGUCUCAGGUGCAUCUUCAGUAAUCUUACCCAAAAAACUCAUGAAUUACACAACUCAGAAUGUAGUCGCUACAAAGUACAAUUUCCAAACUGCUCAUGCCAAUUUCUCAAGUUCAUAUUCCAUGUGUAGCCACAAACAAGUGCUCUCUGGUGGAACCAAUUCUUGUUGGCAAGACUCGCCUGUCCUCUCCAUGAUAUGGGUUUUGCAUGUCAUGCUUUAAAUGCUUAUACUAGACUACUAUGAAAUCAAUGACUGCAUUCUAUUUAUAAUGAUAAUAAGACCAAGUGUAGUCCAGUUGGGUCUGUAAUCAUAUGAGUGAUUAACAAAAUCAGAUAACUGCGAAGCGGGAAUCUGAUUUGUUAAUCACUCAUAUGAUCACAGAUGGAAUUGGAUGACAAGAAGUCCUGUUACCAAUUAAUCAUAACCAUUUCAAUUUCUGAAAAAACAAAUACACCUAGAACAAAUAUCUCCAGUGGAGACUAUGUCUUCAGGUAAGAAUUCCUCCAUUUUGGAAAUUCCCCAGUUUUUCUUUGGAUUAGUAGUUGUUGCUAUGGUUAUUUUGAUCAUUUUUGUGAUUGGUGGAUUAGCUGAGUGGACUUGAGUAUGAUUGGCUGCUUCAACUUCCGAUUACAGGGGUGCAAUUAAAGCCAACUGUUCAAUUACACUGUCCCAUCACAACUGUACAGAAUGAUUGGUAAAAAAUGAAGCUGUGAAUGCACCGAUAAUAUUUGAGGAGUUUGUAAUGGUUAUGAUUAAAGUGUGGACAGCACUGAUUAGGUAAUCACAUCAGUUAACCCUUUCACUCCCAAGAUCUCAUUAAUAAUUCUCCUCACUGUCUGCCAUAGAAUUCUUAUGAGGUUGGUCUGGAGAGUCUGGUAUUGGAUCUACUAAUAACCCCUGAUUGAUAUUUUUCUCAAUUCUCAUCACUCUCCGGCUUGAUAUUGUGUUGAUUUUGUACAGAGAAAUUCUGUCUUGGUCACUCGUGGAAGUUGAAGGGUUAACUGACUGAGUUCAGCUUUGAUUAUGAUUUUAAAGAGUUUUGAAGUGGUUGAAAGCGGCACAAUGAUGUACUUACUCUUGAUAAUGAAAGUUAAUGAUUGUUUUCCUGACUUUUCUUUUCAAAAUUAGAAAUGAUACUGAAGCAAUGGAAAGAAUAGCAUAUGAAUUUUGUGAAGACCAGGCAGCAUGUGGUGUCCUGUACUUUGAAGUUCGUUACAGUCCUCAUGCCCUUUGUACAGAAAACUCAGCCUUUCCAGACCAGGAAAGAGUGUCCCCAAAAGCUAUAGUGGAAGCAGUGAAUAGAGGAUUAAAAAAAGGAGCUGAAGAUUUUGAUGUGAUCGCACGUUCUAUUCUCUGUUGUAUGCGUCACCUCCCUGGUAAUGUAUAGAUGACAUUUAAAAGAUUUUAUUCAGCUGGUUAAUUAACACAGAAAUUUAUCAUUGAUAGUGAGUUGUGGCCUUCAACUUCAAUGAGAGGAAGCUAAAAAGCCCUUGAUCUGCAGGAAUCACCUUGCAGUUUGCUAGAACUUUUCUUCUAAGCUUUUUCCCACUUCACCCUCCAUGUGGCAAUUCUCGUUUGUGAUAACCCAAUGUAAGGUUUGUGGGAAUACCUUCCAAUUUUUCUCUGGGUUUGCUGCCAGCUUUCCCCACCUCCUGAACACAUUGAUUGUUAAUAAGGGUUGAAAUGAAUUAAAUUUUAUUUAACAAUGUGUUACUCAAAUUUUAAUGAACUGUUAUCUUAUUGCUAAGUGAGAACAGAUUUAGACAAAUUUACAAACACAUUGAAGUAUCAUAAAAACUAAGAUUACUUUUUGAGAAGAUCAAAUGAAAACACUGGUAGAAAUCAACUUCUUGUAUCAUUAUGAAAUCAAGAACUUGGCAUUUUUAAAUAAACAAGUUUACCAAGUUGUAUGAAAUCUAAACAUCAACAGACAUACAGUCAUUGCCUUAGAAAAGUGGAUGUGUUCUUUAAUGCUAAUUAAUUAUGCAUGUGUGUAAUUAAAUUUGUGUUUGUUUUAAGAUUGUUCAAUGGAGGUUGUGUCCCUCUGCCAGGAAUUUGCAAAUGAGGGAGUGGUAGGAAUUGAUAUUGCUGGUGAUGAGCCGGUGUGGGAAGGACAAGCUAUGGAAGGACAUGUGAUUGCAUAUAAGGUCUCGUUGUGCUUUUCAUCUGUCUGUGGCUAUGGUUAUCAUGAUAUAUCCAGAAAAUAUAUAUAGAUGCGUUAUUGGCCAUGAGGUAAAGGUGGCUGGAUAGUAGCCAAGUUCUUUUUUUCUGUUUUUAUGGACCGAGAUGAAAUGGAGGUUACUAAAAAUGCAAAAGAAGAACAAGGCUGAUGUCCAGCCAAUUCUUGACCCAACAAGCUUGGUAAAUGAAGGAUUUAUUAUAUGGCAAAAGAGAUCUGUCAUUUAGUAAGAAUCAAGACAUGUUUAUUUCAAGAGACAUGAAAGAAAGCCAACUGUGUUUUUAGCACAGUAAACCCACAGGAGUCGUUUUUUUGUUUGUUGACUGUCUCCUGCUGCUUUUUGCAACUCUAUGGCUGAUAUUGUCCAAAAAUUAUAAACUUUGUAUGUCUGCUCCAAGUAAAAUUUUUUAUUGUAUGUGAUCAAAGGGGACAAUCCCAAGCAGGCAAAAUGGGCCAAUCUUGCUUACUUGAGUAGCCAAUCAGAACACAGGAUUUGAUUGAUAUUGCCCAAGAGCACUGCCAGCAAUAUAAUAACUUAGAUUUUAAGAUAUGGGGUUAAAAAAGCAAAAUAUUUGUGAAAUAACAUAAUGUAUAAUAACUUCUGUGUAGUGUGGACUAUAAUAAUUUAGAGGGACAUAAUUCUAUGUAGCACUUGUGGCAACCAAAAAUCUAAUUCAGAAGAUUUCAGGCAGUGUCACCCCAAGACACGUUUAAUGAGGUAUUUAGGACUAUUUUACAGAUUGAGAUUGAAAUGUAAUAGACCAAAGUUUACCUUUACACAAAUCUUUAAUCUUGCAAGCAAUCCACAAACCACAAUUCAUGACCAAUUUCACAAUCAGUCAAUCAAUCAAUUGAACAAUUAUAAACUGAAACAAUAAGAUCUAUCAAUCUAAAGAAAUGCUGCAAAAAACAUAAUAAAAAAUUGCAUGUAAAAAGCUAGGCCUUAACGCCAAUAAGGAGAUUAAAAUGAUGAUAAAACAAUACAAAUAAACCAAUACAUUAACUAUAUUAAAGAACAAAAAUUGUAAGAAUUUGGUGGCUGGUUUAAACAGCCUAUCAUUCUUAUCUAAAUAGUGGGCAUUCAGUUGAAUCUGACACAAUUUUUGCCUUUAAAUCUUGUUUCGAUUCAAAAUACAUCAUAUUAUAACAAAAUAUCUGUUUGUAUACUUUCACCCAAGGCUGCAAAACUAAAUUAGAAAAAACAAAGUUACAAAGUUACUCACAUAUUGGUCCUGCUUGUGCCAAAGGUUUAAAACGAAAAGUCGAAAGUUCAUGAAGACUAAUCAAAAACUUGCGAAGAGCUGAUUAUAGGGACACUAAACUUGCUUUUAUAUGCACGUGGUGACACUGAAAGGUCCAAUUACAAAAACAAAUAGAAACAUAAACAGUCAAACAGAUAACUUGUAACUAUGUUCUUAUCUAGGAUAACAGAAAUAAUUAAACUAAUCAAUAAUCAAUUAAAUAAAAAUGAGCUUUCUGGCUAGUGUCCUUAACAUUCCAUAUUCACAAUCCCUCGAGCUCACUAUUGACCUAUUUCCCUUUUUCUGGUUGAUGGCAUGAUUGGUCUACCCUGUAAAUGUCUUACUGAUAUAGUAGGUUUGCCAUUUAUGAAAGAAAUCUUUUUUUUAUGCAGGAAGCUAAAAGGCUCAAUAUACAUAGAACAGUCCAUGCUGGAGAAGCAGGUCCAGCUGCCAAUGUGAAAAUAGUAAGUAUUGUUAAAACAAAAGUAUUUUAAACCAGAAGUAUGUCACUAUGUUAUCCAUCCAAGAGCUAUUUCCAGAUUCAUUGUAGAAUAUAAAGAAACCAUUUAUUGUUGACCACCUUUCUUAAAUGGUGAGCAUCAAAGUUCUUCCCUUAUUUUCAUGUAAAUACGUCUUCCUUGCCUUAAUGUUAACAUAUCUUAAAAAAAUAAUCUUCAUCACUCAAAAGCAAAGCUAGGAAGCCUAUGUGAACUUCAGAAUCAAUAUGUCAAUGAAGGGCACAAUUACAAGCCGGCACGCAAUUUGUUGGUUUGAAGUGAAAUCAUUACCCUAUUCAUUUUAAGAGCUUACAUCGAUCAUAAGAGUUGCUACAGCAACAUUCUUUUUCUGCCAGCAUUCCAGUGGCAUAGAAGGUCAGACAGAGACCAAUGGGAGAGUUUCUUGAAAGUUAUAAUAGCUUAACAGGCUUAAAGCCAUAUUCUAAACUGUUACUCUAAGGAGAAUAACAGUGCAAGCCUUCGUUUCAUUUUCUGAUAUUUUUAUUGUUUGAAAUUCAAAACUGUUUUAAUUAACAGAUGUUAGUUUUAAUUAGUUAUAGCACAAAUCUAUUUUGAAAUAAAAACAUGACAAAAACAGCUUUGGGAAUUGCAAACCUCUAGACUUUUGAGAAACAAACUGAAUGAAUUGAAUUGCACUGAAUUUGUAAAGUAUAAUUUUCAGUGGUCUUGAGAAAGGUGUAAUGUGCUGGAGAGCUUGUCAGUAGUAGCUGAUGAUUUCCAGCAUCCAUGGUUUGGCCGGAUAUGUUUGCUUGCCUGUCUGACCAUGAGAACUCUGGGUAUGGAAUAGUUUCAAUGCAGGGGUUUUUAAACAUCAUAAGCAACCAUGGAGGACUUUCCUGGUAAGUAACUGUGUUUUCUUCCUUAUUCUUUUUUAGCAAGGAUAAGGCACCGAUGUUAAAGGAUCGAGAAGAAAACACAGUUACUUACCAGGAAAGUCCUCCAUAGCUGCCCACAAUGUUUUUAACAGUUUCAAGACCCCCUGCAUUGAAACUAUUCUGUCCUCGAGUCCCACGUCCCUGAGUCCCACAUCCCCGAGUCCCAUGUCCCAGUCCCCACGUCCCCAUCCCACUUUUAGUCACAACCAUAAUGCAAUGUGAUUCAAAGUGGAGUCAAAGACAUUGAAAAUGCAGGGGAGUGGGCUUUUGGUUUCAUUCUUUCUAUGAGAAGGCAGAAUAUGCAACCAUUUGUAGAUGGUAAGAGGCUUGCAAAGGGGUCAGUAUUAGUGCCAGACCCCAGGAAAACCUUGUCUCCAAUCUUCUCACAGGCAGAGAAACAUGUUUCCUGUAACCCUAGUGAUGAAGGCCUGCUUGCAGGCUAAUAGCAAGGGGUGACCAUCAUGCAGGCACCCCUAAAAUGCCACUCCUAAUUCCCUUGCACGGGAAGUAUUGAGAAUUUGUGUGGUGAUCAAUCAAUCACUAGCAUUCAUUUUACAUUUUGUUUUUGUUGAGGCAUUAGACAUCCUUCAUGCUGAAAGAAUAGGCCAUGGAUAUCAUGUCAUACAAGAUGCUGAACUCUAUCGGAGAACAGUCAAAGAAAGAAUUCACCUAGAGGUUAGAAAAAGAAAUUGCAAUGAAGGCUUUGAAAAUGUGAGUAUUGUUCUUUAAGACAAGAAUUUUCUUUGUUGAUAGGUGUGUCCUACAUCAAGUAUACUAACUGGUGCUGUAAAGCCAUGUUUCAAAACACAUCCACUAAGAAGGUAGGAAGUAAUUUCUUAAAAACAAAUUCUGAACUAGAUUAAAAGUUAAGUAAAGAGAGCUGGUUCAAGAGAUAAAUUGGCUUCAUUUGUUGGGAGUUAAAAUUUUUGCUAAUUGUGAACUCAGCUAAUUUAGAAUAAUAAUAAUAAUAAUAAUAAUAAUAAUAGUAAUAAUGAUAAUAAUGAUCAUUAUUAUUGUUAUUAUUAUUAUUAUUAUUAUUAUUAUUAUUAUUAUAUAAUUAUGCAAAUUUUAUAGUGAGCCUCUGAGUGCUGGGAGAAAAAUAUGUAACCUGCAUAUACUUUCAUAGGGGAUGGGUGACCAUAGAAGCUAUCUGCUGUCCUUCAAACAAGAUUAGCUUUGUUGACACUGACAUUGAAAAUUUAGCUUAUAGUUAUAAGAUGCCACUUCUUAAGUUCUGUAUAGUUAGUCAAUUUAACUUUAUCCUUCAUUAGAAUUGCUUAGUUAUAAAAAAGUUAAUGCCUAUCUGUGUGAAAGUGUUCCUUGUUAUCCUUAGUAAUUAGAAGAUUAAAUUGUUACCAUUAGAGCAAUGUAAAGUGGACCCAAUAAUAUGUAGGUUGUAUUAAAAGGCGUGUUUAACUUAACAGCUUCGAAAUGAUAUCUUUUUGUUAUUGCUACUUUCACUCUUUGUCCAAAAGGAGUAAGAUCCCUUUCACUGGACAAGAUUGUUGCAAAUGUGGCUUUGAGCAAAUAUCCUGUGUUUGUUUUCUAAUUUAGUUUUAUUUAAAUAUUGAGUGUUCUUUGUUUCAAGGUUUGUUGAGGAUGGAGUAAAUUUUUCCAUUAACUCAGAUGAUCCACUUGUUUGCCAAACAAGAGUGGACCUUGAACAAGGCGUUGCUUUUAAUAAAAUUGGACUGACCCCUGCAGAAUUAACCAAAGCGGUAUGUUAUGUUGUCUCUUUCUUGGCUUUUGCAAUGCAAAGCUGCGUGAUAGUUAAGCUACUCUUUCACAAAACAGAGCACUGGAGUUUAGAUUAGGAUGUUUGGGUGCAAUGAAGCCCUACCCUGCACUGAAACUAAAACUAAAACCAAUUACAACUAGGUCAUAUAUGUUUUCCCACAUUUUGCGCGUUAUUUUGUUUUUAUGUGCAUACAUGUAAGUAGGUAAGUGAAUUUCAUUGGCUUUUUAAAGGUAUCUUCCUUUCUUCUGAUUGGCCAUUUAGAUUACUUUGGUUUUGGUUUUACGACAUUCUGUCCAGUCCAGUUGCUUCAUACAAUAAAAAUAAUUUUAAAUUCCAGCCGCGAUGAAUAUUAGCUUAUGGCAAGCUCAUGUUCAGUGGAAAAAAAAUGGGCAGGCGGGAAUGAGCAGGCAAUACAUGUAUGUGAAAUGCACCCUUGCUUGCUGGGCAGAGUAUAAAUGUGUGCAAAAUGCACCCUGGCUUGUUAGGCAGAAUAGACAUGAAUACAAAAUGGACCCUGAGUUGCUGGGUGGAAUAUACAUUUAUGCAAAAUGCACCCUGGCUUGCUGGGCAGAAUAUACAUAUGUGCAAAAAGGACCCUGAGUUGCUGGGUGGAAUAAACAUGUACAAAGUGCAUCCUGGCUUGCUGGGCAGAAUAUACUUAGAUGCAAAAUGCAUCCUGGCUUGCUGGGCAGAUUAUGCAUGUAUGCAAAAUGCACCCUAGCUUGCUGGGCAGAAUAUACAUGUAUGUAAAAUGCUCCCUAGCCUGCUGGGUGGAAUAUACAUGUUCUAUGUAAAAUGCAUCCUGGCUUGCUGGGCAGAAUAUACAUGUAUGCGAAAUGCAUCCUGGCUUGCUGGGAGGAAUAUGCAUUGAUGUAAAAUGCAUCCUGGCUUGCUGGGCAGAUUAUACAUGUACGCAAAAUGCACCCUAGUUAGCUGGGUGGAAUAUACAUGUAUGUAAAAUGCAUCCUGGCUUGCUGGGCAGAAUAUGCAUGUAUGUGAAAUGCAUCCUGGCUAGCUGGGUGGAAUAUUUAUUGAUGCAAAAUGCAUCCUGGCCUGCAGGGAAGAUUAUACGUGUAUGCAAAAUUCACGCUAGCUUGCUGGGCAGAAUAUACAUGUAUGCAAAAUGCAUUCUAGCCUGCUGGGUGGAAUGUACAUGCAUGUAAAAUGCACCCUAGCUUGCUCAUAACAUGUUUUGCCACACUUGCCAUUAGUUUUUUAACUUAUUUUUCUUCCUAAGAAGUGUGUUGAUAUAACAAAGAGGUGCAUACAUGAUAUCAUUUUUUUUUCAGACAUUUAAUGCUGCAAGAUCCGCAUUUCUUCCAGAAAAUGAGAAACGCAAGCUUAUUGAGCAACUGAAAUUAGUCCAUGGAAUAUAUUGA
This is a messenger RNA of Pocillopora meandrina, 8806 nucleotides long. NCBI's taxonomy places the organism in Eukaryota, Metazoa, Cnidaria, Anthozoa, Scleractinia, Pocilloporidae. The record is from the annotation of a GenBank genome assembly.